Messenger RNA from Linum tenue, 693 nucleotides. NCBI's taxonomy places the organism in Eukaryota, Viridiplantae, Streptophyta, Magnoliopsida, Malpighiales, Linaceae. The record is from the annotation of a GenBank genome assembly.
AUGAUUACUGAGAUUGGGAGCAGGAGGACGAAGGCGCCGGUGGGGACGCUAGGCAGGGUGAUGAUGACGGCUGGCGGCGGGGACGCCGGAGAGGGUAAGGGUUUUGAACUCGGGAGGGAAUCGGCGAGUGGGUCGUUUUGGGGAAAACCUGGCAUGUUUGGGGGAAGAGAUGAAAUCGUGCAUGGCAUAGAUUGUGAAUUGGGAAUGACAGAAGAGAAGUUGAGAGUUGAGAGAGGAGGCGGCAGAGGAAGAAUCCACGAUUGGGGAUGGGGAAGAUUCUGCGGCGUGACCAAGGAGGCCGAGAUAUUCAUAUGUUGUUCGGAUUGCGGGAAGGUGCUGAACGAUAGAAUCAGUCUGCAGCUGGUGCUGGCGGAGAGGAAAAAGAAGAACAAGAAAGCAGGAAAGGUUGGUAGUAAGGACGUUCCUCCGCCGGCGGAGGUCGACGGGGUGAUGACCGGUGAUGGAUGAAAGAUCCGCCGGCGGGGAGUUUUUGGGCCCUCUGGCUAUAGCCUCUAUAUAUAUUGUUUUUUGGAUGGGCUUGGGCCUUGGGCUACCGAAUUGGGUAUUGGAUUGUCCUGAUCGAAGUAAAUGUAGUGUACUAGUGUUCUGCAGAGGGCAGCCUGUAUUCAUUUUUUAAUAAUUCGUUGUUGAUUGUGAUUAUUCAACUUUGGAAAACACAUGGAUUACUUAUGG